Caenorhabditis elegans is the source of this 2718-nucleotide messenger RNA. It is a transcript of the gene sly-1, whose product is annotated as Sec1 family domain-containing protein 1. Lineage: Eukaryota; Metazoa; Nematoda; Chromadorea; Rhabditida; Rhabditidae. The coding region runs from base 103 to 2076 and encodes 657 amino acids. The transcript has 13 exons. Gene Ontology annotation, biological process: vesicle-mediated transport. The record is from RefSeq and is marked reviewed.
UUUGACACGCUUCUCGUCUUCUAUUCUACGUGGCCGUAAAUCUACACAGAUUUUAUCAGAUAAUUUUCCAGGGUUUUAAAAAAUAUUUUAACGAACAAAAUUAUGCCGGCGGAGCUGGAAAGCGUUCGAACGCGACAAAUAGUCGCUUUACGGACGAUGAUCAAUUUGAAUGAGCCCGUAGUCAAUUCUGGAGUCAGAGAACCGGUAUGGAAAGUAUUGGUGCUCGACAGAACCGGACAGGAUAUAAUUUCGCCGCUUCUCCCAGUCAAACAGCUCAGAGAACUCGGAGUUACCCUUCAUUUAUUGAUCGGAGCCCGCCGUGAGCCGCUAACCGACGUUCCAGCUGUGUACUUCGUGUCGCCAAACGAUGAGAAUAUUGAUUUGAUGAGUGAAGAUCUCAAAAAAGCCAUGUACGACUCGUUCUAUUGCAAUUUCAUCUCCCCGUUGGCUCGUCCUCGUCUCGAAUCGCUCGCUUCAGCUGCAGUACACGGGGGAGCAGUUUCACAAGUUCAAAAAGUAGUGGAUCAAUAUCUCAACUUCAUUUCCCUGGAAGAUGAUCUCUUUGUGCUCCGUCGUUACAGUGAAAAUAGUACAUUCUCAUAUCACGCAAUGAAUUCACCCGGAACAUCCGAUGUCGCCGUGAAUGCGAUGCUUGAUUCCAUUGCCGACGGACUUUUUGCAGUUUGUGCCACUAUGGGAAUUGUUCCGAUUAUUAGAUGUCCGAAGGGAAAUGCUGCUGAAAUGGUGGCAAAAAAACUCGAUCAAAAACUGCGUGACAAUCUCCGCGAUUCACGAAACAAUCUAUUCACAAUGGAUGGAGUUCGAAUGGGACUUUUACAGACAUCUCGACCACUUUUAGUGAUUGGAGAUCGUUCUGCAGAUCUUGCUACGAUGCUUCAUCAUACUUGGACUUAUCAAGCUCUGAUGCAUGAUGUUUUGGAACUCGAUCAAAACCGUGUGACAAUCAGUACUUCUUCUACUGGAAAGAAAAAGGACUACGAUAUGGCCACUGGUGGUUCGGAUAAACUUUGGAAUAAUCAUAAGGGUAGUGCUUUCCCGACGGUCGCCGAAGCUGUUCAGGAGAAUCUCGAUGAUUAUCGUAGCAAGGAAGAUGAUAUUAAGAAGAUUAAGCAGGCUCUUGGAUUAAGUGGAGAAAGUGAAGCAGCCGACGAAGCUCUCACCAAUGUUCUAGCUGAUACAACUGCAAAGCUUGGAUCGACUGUGAUGAGCCUUCCGGAUUUGCUCGAAUCAAAGAGGCUCAUUGAUUUGCACACGAAUAUUGCCACAACACUGCUUGACGUCAUCAAAGAGAGAAAACUGGAUGUGCUCUUUGAGCUCGAGCAAAAGCUGUUGCAACACUCACCGCUUGACCAACCGGUAACCCAGUUCCUGAGCAAUAUUAAUCACCAAGAAGACGUCCUUCGUGUGCUCAUAAUCGCAUUUUUGUGCCAGGAAACUGUCAAUCAGAAUGGAUAUGAUCAAAUGAUGAACUUGCUCCGUGAGCGAGGAAUUGAAGAAUCCGCACUGAAACAUGUGCAGAAGCUCAAAUCCAUUUCCCAACUUGGAUCCCGAGCCGCCAACUCUGCUCACACAGAAGAGCAUCAAGGUGCUGGAACAAAAACGAUAAGCAUGUUCGGAAAGCUUCUAAGUCAUAGUUCGAAAUUUGUAAUGGAAGGAGUCAAGAAUUUGGUGCCAAAAGAGCACAAUUUGCCACUUACAAAAAUGAUUGAUUCACUGAAUACGCCACCAUCAUCAACUGGAAUAUCAUCAGCUGUUGGAAUUAAUCAAAUGAUUGGAGGAUCAUCACAAGGACCUGAUAUUGAUGAUAUUUAUUGCUUUUUCGAUCCAAAAUUGAUGCAUCAGCCGACGAAGGAAACCAUCCUGCUUGCCCGUCAACAAUCUGCCCAAGACGUCAUUCUUUUCGUUGUUGGAGGUGGAAACUACGUGGAAUAUCAAAAUCUUGUGGAUUACGGUAAACGAAAAAAUCUGAUGCGAGUCACCUACGGAUGCACGGAGCUCGUGAAUCCCGCACAAUUCUGCGAUCAGCUCACUCGACUUGGUCGCGCCUCGGAUUAAACUGACGGCUCUCGUGCUUCUCCAGAACCAUACUGGUCUCUUCAUUUUCUCUUCCGUUUUUUUGCAAAAAAAACCCCAAAAACGAUGGGCGGAGCUAUCAUCAUCAUCGGCUCACGGAGCUCCACCCUCUUUUCUUUUGUGUUCACUUUUUUUUCGUUUCUUGUUUCGAUGUGCUCCCCCCCCCGUUUGAUUUUUUUGAUGUUCUUUCUUUUUUUUUUUGUUUAAUAUUCCCAUUUCAAUUUCCUGUAAGAUAAUCUAGGCGCCACGUGGCUUGGGCUGGAAAUUUUUAUUCGAAAAUCGUUUUUUUGUUGGAAAAAUGUAAAAUAUUGAAACCCUAAAAAUCUCUAGUUAAAAACGACGCUCCGAUAUCCCGCGGAACAGUUGGUUACUGUAGUUUUCGGUGUGCUAUAACGGCUUACAGUAACCCAAAGGUGCAUUUCCUGGGAUACCGGAGCGUCGUAGCAAGGAUUAGAUUCUUUAUAUUUGGGUUAUCACUUUUUGAAAUUGGCCAAUAUACCCAUAAGUGAUAAGCCACAAAUAAAGCCUUUAGCCCACAGAAUUUUAAAAAUCUAGAAGUCACCCAUAUUUUUCUAUUUUCACUCGAUUUUUUUCGAAUUCUGAAAACCCACGAUUUUCAAGAAA